AAGUGAUUUAGAAAUGGACAUCCCUUCAUUUCGUUCAGACUUGCAUGAUAGUGGUCAGCAUCCAUUCACAGUAUAUACUGAUGAGUUAGCUGAUACAGAGGAAUGGAGUGAUGGUGCCGAUGGCAACAGUAAAUUUGUAGGCAGUGCUAGCUCAUCCCCACAAGUUUCCAGACAUGUGACUCAUUUAAGAGAUCCAUGGGAGAUAAAUCCACUAGCACAUUCACCAAAUAGAAGUCCAUGUGGAUCACCAUCAAGAUCAAGUACUCUUGAUACUAGUCCAGUUAGGUGUUCUGUAUUGAACUGUUCAAACUCUGCACAGAUUGGAUUCAGAUGCAGAACUUGCUCACGAGCCUUUUGUCUUGGGUGUGCCCGAAACAAUGUCAGUGCUCGCCGGUGCUACAAACGUCCUCGUGGUCACAGUUUCAUCAAAAUCUAUGAUACACAGUCUACUAACAAUGCACAUGGAAGCAGUGCAAUCGUAGGUGACAUUCAACUUGUUAGUGCUGAUGGAGCACACCCUCCAGGGGCUAGAAUCAACUAUGUACCAGUGCUGCGAUGUGAAAAUGCAGCAGAGAAAUCCUGGAAGUGUGCACAGUGUGGUUCCUUUAAUGUGAUUGGUGCCAAUAAAAAAAGGGAUUCUUGUUACAAAUGUCGAACCCAAAGAACUGUAUGAAGAUCUAUUGAGCCAAAAUGAAUAAACACAUGGUAAUAAGUCAAAAACUUUAUGGUGUGAAAAUAGUACGCAACAUUCAUUUUGCUCUCCCGUAUAUUCAUUUGAUGGAACAAAAAACAUUUUUAAACACAUGUGAAGAGCCAAAAUGUUUAACAAAAUAAAAUA
Molecule: messenger RNA, 838 nt
Organism: Saccoglossus kowalevskii
Lineage: Eukaryota; Metazoa; Hemichordata; Enteropneusta; Harrimaniidae
Molecular function (GO): zinc ion binding
Source: RefSeq, a predicted model, not a curated record